Molecule: messenger RNA, 579 nt
Organism: Physella acuta
Lineage: Eukaryota; Metazoa; Mollusca; Gastropoda; Physidae
Product: proenkephalin-A-B-like
Source: RefSeq, a predicted model, not a curated record
AUGGCAAGUUUUUAUCCAAACAGUAUGUAUGGCAAGUUUUUAUCCAAACAGUAUGGCAAGUUUUUAUCCAAACAGUAUGGCAAGUUUUUAUCCAAACAGUAUGGCAAGUUUCUAGCCAAACAGUAUGGCAAGUUUUUAUCCAAACAGUAUGGCAAGUUUUUUAUCCAAACAGUAUGUAUGGCAAGUUUUUAUCCAAACAGUAUGGCAAGUUUUUAUCCAAACGGCAAGUUUUUAUCCAAACAGUAUGGCAAGUUUUUAUCCAAACAGUAUGGCAAGUUUUUAUCCAAACAGUAUGGCAAGUUUCUAGACAAACAGUAUGGCAAGUUUUUAUCCAAACAGUAUGGCAAGUUUUUAUCCAAACAGUAUGGCAAGUUUCUAGACAAACAGUAUGGCAAGUUUUUAUCCAAACAGUAUGGCAAGUUUUUAUCCAAACAGUAUGGCAAGUUUCUAGACAAACAGUAUGGCAAGUUUUUAUCCAAACAGUAUGGCAAGUUUUUAUCCAAACAGUAUGGCAAGUUUUUAUCCAAACAGUAUGGCAAGUUUUUAUCCAAACAGUAUGGCAAGUUUUUAUCCAAAUAG